CAUGGAGUAAGGGUCAAUCAGUUGAUUGACUUAUCGGUUGUCAGUGCUGCAUAUGAGAGAUAAAUAAUGAGUCCCGCGACCCCGCAGUUACAUCAUGCGUUCUGCACAUCAAAAACAUCAACAUCAACAACAACGACCCCUUAACCCAGUCCAACAUCCUGACCACAGCUGCAAGCCCCCCUUAUCCAAAACAACAUGGCUCUCGCAUACAGCGACAUCCCUUCCGGAGCCAAGGUUUCUCCCAAGCCUUACCAGCUUCACAUCACCGACGCCCAGAUCGAAGAGCUCCUCGUGCUGGUCAAGCUGUCCAAGGUCGCCCCGCCCACCUACGAAAGUUCGCAGGAAGAUCGCAAAUAUGGUAUCACUCGAGACUGGCUCCUGGAAGCACGACAGGCGUGGAAAAGCUUCGACUGGCGACCUACAGAGCAGCGCAUCAACAGCUUUCCGCAAUUCACCUACGAGAUCGAGGACAUGACCAUCCACUUUGUCGGUCUCUUCUCGAAGAAAGCUGAUGCGAUCCCUAUCGUCCUACUGCACGGCUGGCCUGGUAGCUUCCUGGAGUUCCUGCCCCUCCUGUCUCUCCUCAAGGACAAGUACUCCCCGGAGGAGCUUCCGUAUCACCUCGUGGUACCGUCCCUUCCAGGCUUUACGCUGUCCUCCGGGCCCCCUCUGGACCGGGACUUCACGGGACAGGACACAGCCAGGGUCAUCAAUCAGGUGAUGGUCAACCUCGGAUUCGGGGGGGGAUAUGUGGCACAGGGGGGUGAUAUUGGGUCGAGGAUUGGUCGGAUCAUGGCGGUGGAUUACGAUGCUUGCAAAGUGAACGCAUGCUACAUGGGCAAACCCGCCCACGUGCAGGAUUCGUCCAUCUCCGAGUUCGAGAAACAGAACCUGGCUCGCGGGGAGUGGUUCAUGACCUACGGUGCCGCCUACGGCUUCGAGCAUGGCAGUCGGCCCAGCACCAUCGGGAACGUCCUUUCGGCGAACCCGGUUGCUUUGCUUGCUUGGGUUGGAGAAAAGUUCCUCGACUGGCCCGACGACCCCCUCCCUCUGAAUGAUAUCCUCGAGUCGGUGUCGUUGUAUUGGCUCACCGAGUCGUUCCCUCGGUGUAUCUACCAUUAUCGCGAGCAAGUCCCCAUGCCUAAGCUUCAGCUCGCCGAGGACCCGAGGUGGUACAUCAAGAAACCGUUUGGGUUCUCUUACUUCCCUAAAGAGCUGAUGCCAGCCCCGCGGGCGUGGAUCGAAACGACUGGGAACUUGGUGUUCUGGAAUACGCAUGAGAAGGGAGGACAUUUCGCCGCGCUCGAACGGCCGGCGGAUCUCCUGGAGGAUCUGACUGCGUUCGUGGAGAAGGUGCGGGCUGAUAUCCAGUGAUCCAUGUGGUCGAUCUGCUGCUCGGUUGUGCUCAUGAGGCCGAGGGAUCUCGUCGUAUAUGCAGACGCCCAUAUUGUGUUUCGCCAGCCCUGUGGGAUGGAGUUUUGCACAUGCAGUAUACAAGUCUUUGACUCCAGACUCUCGAUCUUCGACUCUAAGGUAGUCCUACCUCACCCGAGGAAGUAUCAACAUACAAACCAUAGACGAUAUUCCUCCACCCUAUCUCAGCACUGAUAAAAUCCCCUUCUUCUGCGCUUAUACCUACGGUAUACACUACACAGUACAGUACCUCAAACCCACGCUGCCUUCCUUCACGCCCCACCCACCUCAAACACCACCUUUCUUACUCGUACACUUCUCGAGCAAAUACAAUCCUUGCUAAUAACUACCAGUACGGAACCGAGCCCUUCCCCACCCAC
Messenger RNA from Aspergillus aculeatinus CBS 121060, 1793 nucleotides. Its product is annotated as epoxide hydrolase family protein. Gene Ontology annotation, molecular function: epoxide hydrolase activity. The record is from RefSeq and is a predicted model, not a curated record. The transcript has 6 exons. Lineage: Eukaryota; Fungi; Ascomycota; Eurotiomycetes; Eurotiales; Aspergillaceae. The coding region runs from base 196 to 1374 and encodes 392 amino acids. Gene Ontology annotation, biological process: epoxide metabolic process.